CAAACUAUAAUUAGAAAUUAUUUAAUAAUUUUAAAAAUAAAAAAAAAGAUGGAGCAAAUCAAUAAAAUAGUAGAAAAAUAUUAGGAACUUAUAUUUUUAAGUGAAGGGAAAUUUGAUCAAUAAAAUGUUUAGUUGAGACAGCUAUUGCUUAUUCAUGCAUUCAAUACAACUAAUAAUUUGGAUUGUGUUGGAUUAAAUGAAGAAGAUCCUGAAGAGAGCUAAAUUUUACCAGAAAAUUGGAAUAUUAGCGAUGAAGGAGUCUACUCUUUUAAAUAUAAAAACUCUUAAGAUAAAAUAGUUUAUAUUUUUAAAUUAAUUUUUGAUGAAGGCGUUUUGAAUGUCAAUACUGUCUCUCUUAGUGAUUCUUCAAAGCUAUAUUCAGUUACUCUUCAACUAAGCGAUUUUAAUGUUGAACAGAUCGAUAAAAAUAAUAAAAUAUUUGAAAUAUACCAAAAAGAGAUUUUAGAUAAAAUUGUUGGAUAGUAGUAAAAAAAGCAAGAAAAUACAUCGUCUUAUUCGUCUUCUUCUUACUCUAGGAAUUAAAAUACAUCUUAGUAAUACCCUUUAAAUUAUCCUUAAAAUUCUCAAAGCUAAUAAUAAGGGUUUAUUGAUCCGAUGAGAGAUUAUGGUAGAAAUGAUUUACAUCCUAAUUUUGGUAAUCCUUUUACAAUCGGAGGAGGAUAAGGCAAUAAUCCUUUUACAAAUCCAUAUGGAAGAAACUAAUAACCUAGAUUUGAUCCUUAUGGUCCUAAUGGAAUAUCAGGAAUUCCAGAUGACAUUCAGCCUGAUUUCUUCCCUAACAACAAUUAAGGACCAAAUAGAGGAGGAAAUAGAGGGCCUAUUGGGGGACCAUUCGGUGGUGGUUUCGGAGGAGGCUUUGGUGGUGGAUUUGGUGGCGGAUUUGGAGGUGGAUUUGGUGGAGGUUUUGUUUGA
Molecule: messenger RNA, 933 nt
Organism: Tetrahymena thermophila SB210
Lineage: Eukaryota; Ciliophora; Oligohymenophorea; Hymenostomatida; Tetrahymenidae
Product: proteasome inhibitor PI31
Exons: 1
Biological process (GO): proteasome-mediated ubiquitin-dependent protein catabolic process
Molecular function (GO): endopeptidase inhibitor activity; proteasome binding
Source: RefSeq, a predicted model, not a curated record